Molecule: messenger RNA, 834 nt
Organism: Lactuca virosa
Lineage: Eukaryota; Viridiplantae; Streptophyta; Magnoliopsida; Asterales; Asteraceae
Source: the annotation of a GenBank genome assembly
AUGCCUUUAUUUGAAGGAGAAGACGCUUACGGUUGGGUUUAUAAAGCAGAGUGGUUCUUUGACAUGCAAGGUUUGAGCACAUCAUCGGAGAAGCUUAGGGCUGUUGUUUUAUGCAUUGAGGGUCCCGUGUUGGCAUGGUACAGGUGGAAUGAACAAAGGUCUCCGUUUCGAAGUAGGGAAGAGUUGAAACAUCGGCUAUUGGAUCGUUUCCAACCGUCCCAAGAGGGAAAUCUUUAUCAACAAUUCUUAGCAAUUAGUCAAGAGGGUACCGCACGGGAGUACGUGGGAUUAUUCGAGCAAUCGGCAGCGCAACUGGGUGAUAUUCCCGAACACAUAUUAGAGGCCACAUUUGUAAAUGGUCUCAAACCCGAACUUAGAAAAUCAGUGCGAACGAUGCAGCCCGUGGGAACGAGUCAGGCAAUCAAAUUAGCAUUACUCAUUGAUGAAAACAGAACAUGUGAUCAAGUGAAGGUGACCAGUCGACCUGCAGCAUACCGGAACAGUUAUGCGCGCCCACUUAACGUAACCAGUAUCCCUGACACCAAAAACACCAUUGGUAAGCUAGCUCCAACACCCUUUAAACGCUUGACUGAGGCUGAAUUGGCUAACAAACGAGCAAAGGGAUUGUGCUUCCGUUGUGACAGCAAGUUCGGACUAGGCCAUAAAUGCUCGAGUAAAACAUUACAGGUCGUGCUGAUUGGUGAAGAUGAGGAUAAGGAGGAACCCGAAGGCGAAGAACAUGCGCAUUUAGAUAUGGUUUCAGUAUCUGCUAGUUCAGUAAUGGGGUUAACCACACCUCACACUAUGAAAUUACGCGGGCACAUUAGUGGGUAG